GGAGAGAACGAGGGAGUGCUGAAAGGGGAGGACGAGAGGAAGACGGUGUUCGGGCCGGAGUUCUCCCUUCGCUCGCUCGCUCGCUCGUGUGCGUGCGUGCCAGGCAGCUUUCAUGGGUAGAUUGAUUGAGUAAUGGAGUGACAAUACGGCGAGAAAGGGCAGGGAGGGGAGAGGGAUGCGGAGGGGGGCGGGCGGGCGAGCGGUCGGAGGGAGAGGAGCGAGCCUGAGGUGACGGAACGACCGUACACUGUGCUCAUCGCGUCGUAGCAGAGAGCAUGGUCAUGCUGAAUCUCUGAGCUCGCGGCCUUGCGUCGCAGGAUGUGGCUGAAAUCCAGGACGAGUUUCGCAAUUGCCAGACGCAAAUCAUGCACGGAGUGCAGAGAGAACAGCCGUAUACCUUUUACCUUCCAUCGGGGCUGGCGCAGAUGUGAUGUGGUGGUGGUUUUGAGUUUAGCGCAGGAGAGCUGGAUCAAGUGCGCUCGCUAGUGUGGAGUGGAUGGUAGAAACUGCUGAGGGGAUUGCGGUGUGCAGUGUCAAUCGAUUUGUUGCCUUGCGCGUGGACUGGAUGGAUUCUUUUGCGCGCCUUGCGGGGUUGUACUCCCGUACACUUGGGAGAGGUUGACAACUUGCUUUAGCAUGUUUUAUAGCAUACGCAUCUCUCGCCAUCCCAUUUGCAAGAUUGUCUCGCUUCUCACGCUUCUAAGUGCCUGCAUUGUAUAGGGGGGAAGAGUUUUGGAGACCGUAGCAGCAUGGACUGAAAUCCUGUCCCACGGCACAAAUCUAUCGUUUGCAGUAUUUGGGUGGAGCAAUCGACCGAGUUCGGAUUCCGCGGUGCCUGCGGACAGAGCACUCCACGAGCAGCCACGACAACAGCUUCGGGAGCUUGACAAGACGGCAAGGGCGAUACUUAUGUGCUAGCGAUGCGGCAGUGGAGAUACUUGGGCUCGAAGAAGUAGAGAAAGCAGACCGGGGGGGAGGCACCAUGGCCAGGUUGAUAGCAAUUUUGUUGAAUGCCUUGCUCUUUUCCCUGAGUAUCAUCCACGGGAGUAGUAUUUGGGCCGAAGCAGUAGAUGGUUAUGCCUCGAGUGAAAUGGCUUGGGCGGGCAACUCAGGCGGUAGGGUUGGAGACGUGAGCCUUGGGGCGCCGAAGAAAAUGAAGUACACUCGUCAAGCUGAAGUGAAGGCGAGAUGUCCGGCUUUGACAUUGAGAAGCGAGGAAGCUCCCACGCGCACCAGGCGGCGGCGACCGCUGAUGCAAAGAUUAUCAUUUAGAAACGGGGAUUGGGAGCAGGGAGACCGAGUGUCCACAUUGAUGCCAUUCAAGCCGUCCAAUCAGUUCGCGGAUUUGGAGUCUGUACCCAGAACUCAGCUCGCCUCGUUUUGGGUAACCAAUGUCGAUAGAAAUCAGCUACCCGUGCGCAAUGUGGCUGGCAUGGUAGAGCUUUCGAUCACGGAUGGGUCUAUGUCUAUGUCGGCGUCUCCUGUAAUUAUACCAACACACGAGACGCCUUUGUCUCGUUAUGACCUCGAUCAGCCGCGAGCUACAGCCGCGACAAGUUUUCAAGGGACGAGUAGCGAAAGCCAGUUCAUAAUGUAUCCAGGGUUCUCGACUCUGUCCAUCGAGCUUGAGGGAGUCUACCAACAGGCUCAGAACGAGGACGUCCUCUGUAUGCUAGGUUGCGCGUUUCUGCCAUCCCCAGACUCUGGCAUUUCGUGGUCCAAUAUGCAGAAUUUUGCUGGAACCAAGCAGCUGGUGAAGGAUUGUAGCAUCAUGCUCCAGCUGCACUACCCGCUCACCUUCAAUCUCACCUCUCGUGUCAUUCGGGGAGAGCUGAAAAGCCUGAGGAGUCCCGAGGAGCCUUUCUACUUCCCCCCAGUAUUUUUGUCAUCUCAAAUCACAGCGGACUCGGUGUACGAGAGUACAGCGAAGGACAUCGUAGCUUCGGCCUGCAACUCCGAAGAUCAAACUGCCAAGUACGUGGACACUUACAAGCCGAUCGGGAUGGAGUUUUGCGAGCUAGCCAAGGAAUACCUCUCGGAGGGAUGGAUGGAUAUAGACACCAAUUGGAAUUGCUCUGUUUCUCAGGAGUUUUGCGGAAAGAUAGGGCCCUUCGCUCCGUACUCAACGGCUGGGCAUUACGUCAAGGCGCAAGAUUACAAUGCAAGCAAGGCCCAAAUUAUGGUACAAAACUUCCGAUCCCCGUGCUUCACCGAGGAAGAGACGGUAAUUUCUGUGAGUUCCGUUUUCCGUCUCAUACCUGUCGACGAGACCAGGAGCGUCGCGUUUGGACGGUCGGCCUUGGAUGGUCAGACCAUCGUGACGGAAGGCUACUGGGUGAAUGGAUCCGACCACCUUUGUAUGGUCGGAUGUUCCUUGAAUGAUAACACCGGUCAGGCGGACCUCUGCAACAUGAGAGUUUGUAUCAGCAUACCUCUCUCACUCACUAUCAAGCAUCGAAAUAUCUUCGAGGGCACCAUCAACAGCACUCUAGCCGAAAAGGCGUUCCAUCCUCUUUCUUUUCACGUCAAACUCGACUUCAAUCGAGGUUUUCCAUGGAGGUUGAGUUCUCAUCUGCACUACAAUUAUACGAGGGUCGAUGAUGCUGGAGUCCUUUUGGAGAAGGAUGAAGUGGUUUCCAAAUCCUUCCAUUCAAGCUGGUUGAAUUACCCCAAGCUUAUUGGAGAAUCGCUAGCACACUACAGAGUACUGUCGGAAGACCUGAGCUUGCACACCAUGAGCUUGGACAGUAAGGACCUUUCGUACAUCGAUUUUGACGUUGUGGCGAUCGACGAUUAUCUUCCUUUCUUGUGGUCAGGCUGGGUCCAGACAGGCAUCGUGGAGGCCGGAUUGGUCGGGAUGUCAAAUGAUACCAUCCAAACGGAGACGGAUCCACGGGUCACAAAUCGGGUCAAAGAGAAUCGGCAGUAUCUGAACAUCGCUGGAACACUAUCAAUCAGGCAGCCGUUUGAGCGGACGGAGAUGAAAAUCUCCACUGAAGGUCUGUACAGUCCGAAGCACGGUAAAAUGUACAUGCUGGGUUGCAGGAGCGUAACCGCUCAAUGGGAGACCAUCCGUGAGUACUACUGGUCUUUGGACGAAGGUAUGGAUUGCGAGAUUGAGGUGAUGAUUACUUACCCAGCGACCAUUGCUGCUUGGCUCUCGGAUCCGACUGUGGAAGUGGUGGUGAAAAGUAAGCGCGUUGAGGACAGCCCUUUCCACUUCCAAGACAUCAAAGUGCAGACUGAACGCAUCCUGUACAAGAAGCAGCGACAACAGCUCGUCUCUCAGAAGAGUGUGGAGGGGGCUUUGAGCGUGCUGACUCUCAGCCUCAUGCUGGGGUGCAUUAUUAGCCAGCUACUUUACCUCGGUCAUCAGGUCGACUCUACUCCCUACGUCUCCCUGGUCAUGAUCGGCAUUCAGGGUAUGGGGUACGCAAUACCUCUAGUCACUGGUGCGGAGGCCUUGUUGACAAGAAAAUUUGACUACCGAAGGCAUAGCUUUUUCGUUGAGACCGGGUGGGCUCAGAUGAUUGUCUAUCUCGACAAAAUUUUGACCUUGGUUGCUUUCCUUUUCAUGGUCCGCUUAUUUGAAGUAGUGUGGAAGAGCCGAGCCUUCAUGCCGUCUGCUCGUUCUCCGCGGGAGCACAAUGUGGCAGUGACCUGUGCUAUCAUUCACGCCCUUGGGUUCAUCUCGGUGAUGACUCUUCAUUCUCAAAAUAUCGGUCCUCGUGCCGGCGAUUUACUUAUUGCCCCUCCUAGCAUACCUGAGGAGUCACAAGUGGGUUAUAUUCCUGGAGUGGUCAAUGUCUCAUCUGCAGAGUUUCAAUCCUCAUCGUUCUUCGACGUCGACAAAUUGCGACCUGUAUGGAAGGUGGUUUUGCAAGAGUAUGCAGGGCUGGUUGAGGAUCUCUUCUUACUUCCUCAAGCGAUAGCUCUCAGCGUUUGGGACGUGGAAGGAAAACCUCUGCGAGCGAUCUAUUUCGUUGGAUUGACUAUUCUACAGAUAGUGCCACAUAUCUAUGAUUCCUUCCGCAUACCGGGCCUGCGCGGUGUCAGUUACGAGAUCUAUGCGAAUCCUGAUUUCGAUUUCUACACAAGCCUGGGCAACAUCUUGAUUCCGAUUCUUGCCUUGCUCCUUGCUGUAAUGGUCUACAUUCAACAAAGAUGGAAGAAUUUUCUGCGAUUCCCUUCAAGGUUUUCAUACAAGCCACUGAACUCAAAAAUGAACGAGACAGAGCUUGUUCAAAACCAUGGUCGAACUCCUUUACCCCCUAUACCGGAAGACGAUGAGUAGUUUGCCUUGGCUGCACGGACCUGGCACUCCUUGUAAGCCGCACGUUUUCGAAGAAGUCAUACAGGGUAAGUGGUCUUCUUAAGCCUCAGUCUAGCACUUUGUGAAGAUAGAAGGAUGAGUCAGUGUACUAGAUUGCGAGGCCAUUGAUAAGCAGGAUUUGCUCAUUUGGAAAACACCAAAGGAGCACAGCGACCGAUGAGAAAGGGCUCACCCGGCGGAGGGUUUACAGACGAUGAUAUUCUAACCAGAGCUUCUCUCGUUUGUGAGCGUGCAUCUCGGCAUAGCAGUGCCGUUCACGUAGAUCAGUCAUGCAGUUCUAGAGAAGACACACCUUUGGCUAUUGGCAGCUUAUAACAGGCAUCAGCAGGUAUGCCAAAGAUAUGUAGGUUUUAAACUCUAGGAAAGAGAUUGUUUCUGCUUCAGUAUGAAAUUCAUCUGUAUUGGUCAGCACACUCAGCAUCUUUGUAGGU
Marchantia polymorpha subsp. ruderalis is the source of this 4764-nucleotide messenger RNA. The record is from the annotation of a GenBank genome assembly. Lineage: Eukaryota; Viridiplantae; Streptophyta; Marchantiopsida; Marchantiales; Marchantiaceae.